This is a messenger RNA of Phalaenopsis equestris, 842 nucleotides long. RefSeq lists its product as uncharacterized. Lineage: Eukaryota; Viridiplantae; Streptophyta; Magnoliopsida; Asparagales; Orchidaceae. Bases 139 to 549 code for a protein of 136 amino acids. The record is from RefSeq and is a predicted model, not a curated record. The transcript is spliced from 4 exons.
AAAUUUAAAAGUGGCUAAACCAAUGCGCAAGAAAAUCAAAGGAUAAAAGUACAUCAAUACGACUCUUUUGUGGAUUAUGUUUGGGCGGUUUACAAAACAGUUGAGCAAAUCGCUAUUCCUUCUGCAAAUCCAUCUCUCAUGGUGGCUUCUUCCUUUCCUAUGCCACUUCUGUCGUCUCGUCCUCAAAAUCCAAGCACGAAUGUUUCUGCAAAUCCUAGCCUUACUCACAUUCUUAGGGGAAGAGAAAGGGGAUGGAUAAAUCGACGAAUCGGUCUCAUUCGAACACCUCCCACCUCCGCUAUUGAUGGAGGCACUGCUUCGAACCAUGCUACCGUGGAGAUUAGCUGGCAAAUCGCAGUUGGUGCUUUAGCCGGAGCCAUGCCCUUUGUCGUUGCUGAGAUUGCAUUUGGCAAGAGAAUUGUGGCGCAGAGAAGAUGUGGAACUUGUGGAGGAUCGGGACUUGUUCAAAGGGAUGAAUACUACUUCCGCUGUCCAACAUGUGGUGGCUUCCUGCCAUGGCUUUCAUGGAAAAGAUUCUUGACUGGCUAAGCUCAAGUUACCAGAAUAUCUAUUUCUACCAAAUUGUAACCUAUUAUUGCCAAUUUUCCACUUUUCUCUAUAUAUGUGAUGGCUUUUUAAUAUUUAAAUGAGUGCUUUCGUUGUCAAAGGUCAAUGAGUUCACCUUGAUACAGAUGUAUUUUGAUAAUUUAUUUAUUUUUACCACAAAUCAGAGUUGUAACAGUGCCUGGCCACAUUGUAGAUUGACUUAGAGAGGUCAGUUUAAUAGACGAUUGACCUUGGAUACAUCACAAUAAUUUACACAUCAAUCCAAACUAUUUCAU